GACUUUCGCCAUAGGCCGGAAGUCAUGCUCUCAGUUGUUAGGGUGACGGCACCAUUAGACAGAUUCACAGGUCAUUAUCGGCUGGGAAACAUCAAUGGUGACACUUUGGUGAGGUAUCAGAUGAGGUACUAUAACAUUUAGGAGGUACAAAAGCUCAAACUGUGAUUAAAAUGCUGCUGCGUCAACGUCAGCUACUAGCGGAUGUUUGCGUUGUAUCUUCAAAUUAAGAGCAGCACAUUCGUUGAGUUUGUGACAAUGUUACUUUGAGGACAAGUAGUGCGCGCAAGUGAAAUAAUCCGAUGUAUGCCUAAUCGAUGUAUUUCCUUUCGGGCACCAGCACUUAAGGAUGUGUGUUUCCAGCAACACUCGCCAGGACCGGAUGUAAGCAUUUUAUUUUCACAAGACGAGGCGAACAACCAUCAAGGAUCUUUGAAAAUGUGUCCCAGUAAUUACAACGAUACUUUGUACCUCUCCAGUUGUGCAAAUGCUGAAGAUGGAGAGUAAAUGAUACAUUUCCAGCCGAUUUUCUCUACGUGGAAGCCAGCUGUUACCGGAAGUGUGUAGUGUCGCUUCACAACAAGAGUGGUACAAUCGUCACAAUACAUUACUCGAAAUGGCAUUAUGUUGUUUUACACUGUAGAUAUUUUGUUAACACAUAACAUCAUGCGAUGCAAGUCUAAUCAAUCCAGGAAAAGGGUAACGUCCUCUCUGUCAUCUGCUCGAGGAGGUCGCCAUGACGUCAUCGGGCAUCUAGAAGAAGAGGCGUCAGAGCUGCAGUCUCCAAACCACAACGAAGCAGCGAGCAUCCACCACUGUGGGACCUCCGUGAAACACUUUUAGGAGGCGCUGGGGGUGGUGGUCAUGGCGGAAGGAUUCCGGGUGACGACCGCGAGCCGGAGAUGGUGCCGCGCCGGGCGAAGAUGCUGCCGGUGAGGCCGGAACAUCCACGGCACCUCGGAUGUCCUCGCCAUCAUCGCCAUCCUGGAGAUGGACAUAGAUCAUCCAUUUGGUGUGCAUGGCUUCACCUUGUCGCCGAUGACGUCAUCAGGAGGACUUUGCUUUGACACACCUGUAGGCCUUCAAACACUUUAGAGCUUCACAUUUUUUUGGCUUCUUCCGCGUCACGUGGAUGUUUGACAUUCUCCACAUGCAUUGGUAUUCUAAGGAUUUCUUCCUUCUCCUGCAUGGAUGCAAUGUCGUGGCCCAGCAGCCUGUGUGUGUGCGUGCGCGUGCGUGUGCAUAGUCCACUCUGAGGAGGCUGUGGGGGAACUGACAUCCAUCACAGCAGCUUUCGAACCAUGGCCAACGAACCUGUCAUCCUCAACGUGUAUGACAUGUACUGGAUCAAUGACUACACGGCCAAUCUAGGAAUCGGCGUCUUCCACUCAGGCAUCCAGAUUUACGGCCGAGAAUUUGCAUACGGCGGCCAUCCUUACCCCUUCAGCGGCAUCUUUCACAUCAGCCCGGGAAACGCCACCGAGCUGGGAGAGACCUUCAAAUUCAAGGAGGCCAUUGUUUUGGGCACCACUGACUUCACGGAGGAGGACGUAGAUAAGAUCAUGCAGGAGCUUGGCAAGGACUUCAAGGGUGACGCCUACCACCUCAUGCACAAGAACUGCAACCACUUCUCCUCCUCGCUGUCUGAGCUGCUGUGCGGACGUGAGAUCCCUCGCUGGGUCAACAGGCUGGCCUACUUCAGCUCGUGCGUCCCCUUCCUGCAGAGCUGCCUGCCCAAGGAGUGGCUCACCCCGGCCGCCCUGCAGAGCCACAUCAGCCUGGGCCUCCACAAGGACCGACGCCGCCACUCCGACGACGAAGACCACGAUCCCCCCUCGCCAUCUGCCGCCGCCACAAGCUCCUCCCACGGUUGUCGCCACACCCGGGUGUGAGCAGAUGAGCGGCCCUUCCCGCCUGGAGCCGGGCGGCGUGACGGCCAGACCACAGGACCAGGUGGUCAGGAGGCGCCGUGGUGCUCGUGUACGCGGUCGGUACCUUGUUCUGUCAAGACCACCAACUGUGACGUCAUCACUUCACCCUCCUGACCUUCUUUGGAUGCUUGCUUGCAUUUUUAGCAUCUCCUGCCCAGGACUGGACUGGCCCCCUCCAAAUGACAUCACUUGAACACCCUAGCUGUGGUCCGGUUUAGGUUCUGCACCCUUCCAAGGAUCCAGUCCACCUCAGAAAGAGGUGGGGUAGUGGAUGCGUGCCGGCGUUGCUGAUGGGACACAUUUUCACCAAAAAUUCCCAGUUCUUCUUUUUUUAAUCAAACUCAAAUCAUGAUUAAAUGUUAUAAAACCUUGAAUUGAUUGUCACAUUUAAUUUUUUUGAACAGGAGCAACAACAAAAAAACACUACGAUAAUCCUGGGUUUUUUUCGUGUUGAUUGGCGAGUUUAAGAAAUAUCAAGUUGUCAGCAUUUUUAGUAAGAAUCUAAGUUAUCAAUUAAAAAAAACUACCAUAUCAAACAACAAUGUGCAUUAUUCCAAAUGCUGGUAUGAUUAUUGUGAAUGUAUUGUUGUUGCUCGACCACAUGUUGGACAUAAGAUAUGAACGUUUUUCCUACAGCGAGGCCCACGUGGUGAAACAUGAACGGCUGCAGCUUUAACAUGUUGAUGUUUUCUAAAGAUAUGCUAAGUAGUGAUACAUACUUCCUGAAAAAAAGUGCAUCUCAGCUUUGUCAUACAGGUGAAAACACCCGUUAUUAAUGUCAACGUCACUCUCUUUUUUUGCGUGUCUAUUUCAACUUGCUUCUUGUAAAUUUGCUUCUCGUAAUUAUGACUUUAUUCCCCAAACAUUUUGACUUUAUUCCCAUCAUGUUGUAACUUUCUGCAACCUAAUUUUCCAAAAAUGACAAAAUGUUUGUUUCCCACUAUAUUCUGACUUGGAAAAAAAAAGUCAGAACUCUAUCCAUCUCUAUAUCUAUUUCUUUAUGCUCCUAAAAUGACAAUAUUUUUCCUCAUAAUAUUACAAAUGUAGUCUUGUAAAAUUGCAACUUUUUUCUCAUUGUUUGUUUUUUUUUAAUUUUCAAUUAUUUCCUUUUUUUGGUAAAUUUUCUUCUUGUAAUUAUGACUUUAUUCCUGUAAUAUUUUAGCUUUUUCGAAAACCCAAUUUUCAAAAAAUGAAAACUUUAUUUUGUUUUGUUUAUUUCUCGUAAUAUUAUGACUUGGAAAAAAUACCGUAUUUUUAAUGUAAUAUUUAAGCUAUAUGCUCCUAAAACUACAUGAUUUUUCCUCAUGAUAGGACAAGUUUGUAAAAUUGCAACUUGUUUCCAUUAGAAUACUACUUUUUUCUAUGAUUAUAGACUAUGACUUUGUUCUUGUAAAAUUACAGCUGUUAUUUUCAUUUCUGCUGUUUUUUUGGGGGGGUUUUACGUUUUUUGGGGUAAAUUUUCUUCUUGUAUUUAUGACAUUAUUCUUGUAAUAUUCUAACUUUUUCUGCAACCUAAUUUUCCAAAAAUGACAACUUUAUUUUAUUUUGUUUGUUUCUCAUAACAUUAUGACUUGAGGGAAAAAAAAACAAUUUUUUUCAUAGUAAAAUUUUGUGCUACCAAAAUGACAUUUUUCCUCAUAAUAGUUUAUUAAGUUUAAUAAGUUUAAUAAGUUUAUUCUCGUAAAAUUGCAACCCUUUUUCUCGUAACAAUGCAACUUUUUAUCUUAAUAUUUUGACUUUAUUCUUUUAUUUCUUUUUUUUUAAAUUUUCAACUGUUUCAAAUUUCUUCUACAUUUUCUUCUUGUAAUUAUGACUUUAUUCCUAUAAUAUUUUGAAUUUAUUCUGUACUCUUCCAAUCUAAUUGGCUAAAAAUAACAUCAUGACCGACAGGUAGACUGACCAAUGUUUGCAUUUCUUCUCCCUUUCAAACCAAAUCCGCUUCUUAUCAAGUGUAAACUGCCUGUGGAAAUAAAUUUCAGAGUGUUUUUUAUUCAGCGACUUUUUUCAAUGAUUAAUUAAUGAUGUUUUUUUAUUAUGGGUCCAUUCCUGCAAGGACUCUUUCUCGGGAAGGAACUUAAAAGUUGACUUAUU
This is a messenger RNA of Dunckerocampus dactyliophorus (ringed pipefish), 4019 nucleotides long. RefSeq names its product deubiquitinase DESI2. Lineage: Eukaryota; Metazoa; Chordata; Actinopteri; Syngnathiformes; Syngnathidae. Gene Ontology annotation, biological process: protein deubiquitination. The transcript is spliced from 5 exons. Gene Ontology annotation, molecular function: deubiquitinase activity. Bases 1299 to 1889 code for a protein of 196 amino acids. The record is from RefSeq and is a predicted model, not a curated record.